Symbiodinium necroappetens is the source of this 486-nucleotide messenger RNA. The record is from the annotation of a GenBank genome assembly. NCBI's taxonomy places the organism in Eukaryota, Dinophyceae, Suessiales, Symbiodiniaceae.
AUGGUGCCAGGGAAGAAGCAGGUUGCCAAUCUGCAGAGGUUCGAAGAAGACUAUGGCCCGGGUGACGACGAAAACUCCAUGGCAGACAAGGCCGUGGACUACCAGCACUUGUUCGCAGGCAACAGUGAUGAUCGAUUUCGUAUUGGCAUCACCUUUUGGAAGAAGGGCAUCCGUUUGUAUGCGCCCUUCGACAAAGCGGACAUUCUCGUCUGCUCGCCGCUGGGCCUGCGGCAAAUCACGGGCGUGGAGGGCGACAGGAAGCGUGAAUUCGACUUCCUCUCAUCCAUCGAAGUCUGCGUGGUCGAUCGCGCCGACGUGCUGCGUAUGCAGAACUGGGAGCAUGUCCAGGAGGUCAUGCAAGUUGUCAACAGGAAGCCACAAGGCCUCGGCAACAUAGACAUCGCACGACUCCGCAGCGCCUAUGCAGAGGGCCGUGCGCGGGAGUUUCGCCAGACGGUAGUGACCUCUUACGGACAAUGCCUGGAU